AUGUCGUCUUCGUCGCAAGCAGCCGCGCCGCGGCGGACCUGGGUGCCUGACUGCCCGGCCGACAGCCCGUUCUCGCUCGCCAACAUCCCGUUCGGCAUCAUCCGGACUCGCAACGACAACACACCACGCCCGGCCAUCGCGAUUGGCAACCAUGUGCUCGACCUGAGGGCCCUCACCCGGUCGUCCUCGUUCCCCUUUGCCGAGAUCUUCUCGUCCACCUCCUCGGACAACAACGCGAACGACGACAACGACGACGCCGAGCUCAAGCAGGCCCUCUCCUCUCCCACCCUCAAUGCCUUCGCUGCCCUAGGCCGCCCCGUCCACAGGCGCGUCCGCACCGCCCUGCAAGCCCUCCUGGAAACCGACACCCCGCACGCCACUGCGCUCCGGGACAACGCCGCCCUGCGGGAGGAGGCCCUGCUGCCCAAGACCACCGUGCGGAUGAACCUGCCCAUGUCGAUAGGCGACUACACCGACUUCUACGCGGGCUACCACCACGCCUACGCGGUGGGGUGCAUGUUCCGGGGCCCCGAGAACGCGCUGCAGCCAAACUACACGCACCUGCCCGUGGGCUACCACGGGCGGGCCUCGAGCAUCGUCGUCAGCGGGACGCCCAUCUCCCGCCCCAAGGGCCAGAUCCUCCUGGACCCGGCCGCGACUGGGCCCAAGAAGCCCGUCACAGGCCCCUGCAGGCGGCUGGACUUUGAGCUGGAGCUGGGGUGCCUGAUCUCGCGGCCGAACGCGAUGGGCGAGGCGAUCAAGGUCGACGACGCGGACGAGGGCCACAUCUUUGGCUACGUCCUGCUCAACGACUGGAGCGCCAGGGACAUACAGAGCUGGGAGUACGUGCCCCUGGGACCCUUCAACAGCAAGAACUUUGGCAGCACGCUGAGCCCCUGGGUCGUGCUGGCGGACGCGCUGGAGCCUUUCCGGUGCCACGGCGUGGAGAACCCGGUAGUGCGCAACGAGGAGGAGACGGGGGGCUUGCAGGACUAUCUGAGGGAGAAGGUGGCUUCGACUUCGGUGCCUGGGGCAAGAGGUGGCAUGUUUGAUAUCCGGUUGGAGGUUGAUUUUAUCACACCCCAAGGCGACACCACGACCAUCGGCAAGACGUCGGCCAGCCAGCUCAUGUGGUCGUUCCCGCAGAUGAUUGCGCACCACACGCUCGGCGGGUGCCCCCUGCGCACGGGAGACCUGCUCGGGUCCGGCACCAUCAGCGGGCCUGGUGCCCGGGAGAAGGGCAGCCUGCUGGAGAUGACGGAGGGCGGGAAGAAGGAGAUUAUGCUGGCGGGCAUGGAGGUGCGGACGUUCCUCAAGGACGGGGACGCGAUUGUGCUGCGGGGGGACUGUGGCGCCGGGGUGGAGUAUGGCAGGGUCGGGUUCGGGGAGUGUGUUGGCAGGAUACAGACUGGGUUGCCGUGA
This is a messenger RNA of Microdochium trichocladiopsis, 1422 nucleotides long. RefSeq lists its product as uncharacterized. Gene Ontology annotation, biological process: L-tyrosine catabolic process; homogentisate catabolic process; L-phenylalanine catabolic process. Bases 1 to 1422 code for a protein of 473 amino acids. NCBI's taxonomy places the organism in Eukaryota, Fungi, Ascomycota, Sordariomycetes, Xylariales, Microdochiaceae. The record is from RefSeq and is a predicted model, not a curated record. Gene Ontology annotation, molecular function: fumarylacetoacetase activity. The transcript has 2 exons.